CAUCAUCGGCAGCAGCCCCGGGCGGCCUCGGGCGGGGCCGGCCGGACGGACAGACCGACAGAGGGCGCCGGGGGCGCGUGGCCCGCCCGGGCCAGCCAUGGAGGGAGCCUCGUUUGGCGCGGGUCGCGCGGGGGCCGCCCUGGACCCCGUGAGCUUCGCGCGGCGGCCCCAGACCCUGCUGCGGGUCGCGUCCUGGGUGUUCUCCAUCGCCGUCUUCGGGCCCAUUAUCAACGAAGGCUACGUGAACGCCGACAGCGGUCCGGAGCUGCGCUGCGUCUUCAACGGGAACGCGGGCGCCUGCCGCUUCGGCGUCGUGCUUGGCCUCGGGGCCUUCCUCGCCUGCGCCGCCUUCCUGCUGCUCGACGUGCGCUUCCAGCAGAUCAGCAGCGUCCGCGACCGCCGCCGCGCGGUGCUCCUCGACCUGGGCUUCUCAGGGCUCUGGUCCUUUCUGUGGUUCGUGGGCUUCUGCUUUCUCACCAACCAGUGGCAGCGCACGGCGCCCGGGCAGGGCACGAUGCAGGCGGAAGACGCGGCGCGGGCAGCCAUCGCCUUCAGCUUCUUUUCCAUCUUCAGCUGGGCGGCGCUCACCGUGAAGGCCCUGCAGCGGUUCCGCCUGGGCACCGACAUGUCGCUCUUUGCCACCGAACAGCUGGGCGCUGGGGCGGGCCAGGGCUACCCCGGUUAUCCAGUGGGCAGCGGCGUGGAGGGCACCGAGACCUACCAGAACCCACCCUUCACCGAGACCCUGGACACAAACCCCAAAGGGUACCAGGUGCCCGCCUACUAGUGGCCGGCAGGCCUAGACCAGGGCUCGAAGGCCGCCCCACCGAUGUAGGGCCCGGAGUCUCCUGGGAGCUCCCUCAGGUCCUCCUGGCACAGCACCAGGAACAGAGCCAGUGGCCACUGUGGGCUGUCUGGGACCAAGAGAGGGUAGCCCCCAGGGUGCCUGAGCUGUCCCCUGCAAGUUCCUCUAUCCCCUUAGUCCCUGGCCCCCAGGCCUGAGGUCCUGAGAGGGGGCAGUACAACCCUGGGCAUGUGCCCUCCAGCCUCCAGUGAACCAGCCUGGGUAGGUCCCCUCGUGAGCCAGCCAACCUGGGGCUCACUUGUUCACUCUGGGGUCAGGGGUCCUGCAGCCCUCCAUAGCCAGGUGCAGGAGCUGCUCCCGCCCCACCCCCAUCCCGUGGCCUGGGGAACAUGGCCACUGUUCCCCAUCCUGUGUCCUUGUGGGUAGUGAUGGUCCUUGCUCCUGUCAUGGUGGCUCACCUGUUGGGCCAUGCACUCUGUCUGGAGCCUCCCUCCAGUUCCUCUCACAGGCUCACUAGGGUAGCCUGGCCCUGUCGAUGUUGUGAUUGUGGUCAAGUCUUCAGAUUCCACCUUCCAGUUUCCCACAAGCAGCCCCUCUGUCUGCAGCCCCUGCUCCAGCCCCUACCUGCCUUGGCCCAGGCCCCUGCCCAGGUGUGGGUAGUUCUGGCCACGAAGGUACAACAUGGCUGUAGGCCUGGGCAGCAGCCCUUCAGUAAGACCUUCCUUGCCUAAGGGGGACUCGGGACACCUGGGUUCCUGGGAGGACAAGCACCACAGGAGUGGCCUAGAAGCUCCAUCUGCCCACAGUGCCCCAGAGAUGGCCAUUCCGUACAAGCCCCUUUACAUUGGCUUCCUGGACCAGUCCCUCAACUCCCCACCCUGCACCCCGUUUUAAGGCCCAGCCCGAGGUUGGGGUUCCUGUGUGUAGCUGACUACUCAUGCAUUGCUCAAAGCUGGCUUUUCACGAUAUGUCAACACCAAAUGCGGUUGCUACAUUUCACUCUUACAGACAGACGCCUCCCUCUGGAGUUGCAGUUGAGUGACAACCUGUACAUUGUAGCAUAGACCAAUUACGUGUGGAUAUUUAAGUGAACAUGUUUACAAUUUUUGUACAUAUGGAUCUCUCCUUUCCCCUUAUGAAAGAACAAUCCGUGAUUGUGUAUUUUCAGUGUCCCAGGUUCCAACUGCAACUUCUUUACAAUAAAGACUGUA
This is a messenger RNA of Equus quagga, 2016 nucleotides long. It is a transcript of the gene SYNGR3, whose product is annotated as synaptogyrin 3. Gene Ontology annotation, cellular component: synaptic vesicle membrane; neuromuscular junction. Bases 98 to 787 code for a protein of 229 amino acids. The transcript is spliced from 4 exons. The record is from RefSeq and is a predicted model, not a curated record. NCBI's taxonomy places the organism in Eukaryota, Metazoa, Chordata, Mammalia, Perissodactyla, Equidae.